AUGCUCAAAAGAAUAGAAAGAGAACAAAGAAAAGAUAAUGAGACAGACGUAAAGCCAAAAGCCCCAUGGUCAAGAUGUUUGAUUUUAGCAUCACGUGGAGUAUCAGCAAAGCAAAGAUAUUUAAUGCAAGAUCUUAUUGCAAUGAUUCCACAUAACAAAAAAGAACCAAAAUUUGAUGACAAACGACAUUUUCAUGAAAUUGCAGAAAUAUGUGAUUUAAGAAAUUGUGAUACAUGCAUUUUCUUCGAAAACAGAAAACACACUGAUUUAUAUCUAUGGUUUUGUUGUGCACCACAUGGACCUUCUAUUAAGUUUUUUGUAGAAAAUAUUACGACUAUGUCUAAUUUAAAAUUAACAGGAAAUGCUUUAAAAGGUUCAAGACCAAUUAUUAGUUUUGGUGCUGAGUUUGAAGCAAGUAAUGAAAAUAAAAUUAUAAAAGAAAUAUUAUCAAAAAUUUUCCAUGUAGAACAAAAUUAUCCAAAAUCAAAACCAUUUAUUGAUCAUAUAUUACAAUUCUCUAUUGUUGAUGAUCGUAUUUGGAUGAGGAAUUAUCAAAUUGUUGAUGGAAGUGGCAAUGAAAAGUUAUCACUUGUUGAAAUUGGUCCAAGAUAUUGCAUGAGAUGUAUAAAAAUACUUGCUGGUUGUUUUAGUGGAUCAGUUGUGUAUUUAAAUGAAAAAUAUGUCUCUCCUAAUGUUAUUCGUUCUAUGGAACGUCGUGAAGCUCAAUUAUCUGCUGCUCGUUCUAAACAAAUAGCAAAAGAAAAGAGUGAAGAACAAAAAAAUAUUGUUGAGAAGAAAUCAAUUUUAGAUGAAGUAUUUGAAAAUGAAGUGAAGAUUGAAGAUGACGAGAAAGAAAAUAAAGAGAGUUCUAAUUAA
Molecule: messenger RNA, 876 nt
Organism: Entamoeba dispar SAW760
Lineage: Eukaryota; Evosea; Mastigamoebida; Endamoebidae
Product: ribosome biogenesis protein BRX1, putative
Exons: 1
Coding region: 1-876 (291 amino acids)
Biological process (GO): ribosomal large subunit assembly; rRNA processing
Cellular component (GO): nucleolus
Molecular function (GO): rRNA binding
Source: RefSeq, a predicted model, not a curated record